AUGGAGCUGGGAGUUACCAUCAGUUGUACCAUUGGCAAGCUCUUUGUGUACUUGCUGGCUUGCGCUGCAAGUUGGGUGGGUUGUCGCAAGGAGUCGCGAGAUAAGGCGCUGAUAUCUGCCGCCAUUUUCAGUUUUCAUGUGACGGCAGCCAAUGAUUUCGUGUUUGGCUUCCCAAUCGUUCAAGCCUUCUAUCCGGACAAGGGCAUCACCAACCUGGUGGCCAAUGUUGUUGUCCAAAACGUAUUUUUCCAAGUGUGCAGCUUAUCAAUGCUUGGCAUUGGCACUGCUCAGGAGAGGCAAGCAGAGGCCUCCUUCACCUCAGCUCACACGGGAUACUCCCAUCGGAGGCAGUGCAUUCGAAUAUUGAAACAGUUAGCACAAGAUCCCCUCUUGUGUGCAAUCGCCUUUGCGGUGAUCUACAAAGCUUUCGCGAGGCUGAUUGCGCCUCAUACGCCUGGGUCGUCUGUCAUCCCGGGUCCAGUAAGCGAUGUGAUCGACUUUUUCACGAAGCCCUUUUCUACGACAGCCUUGAUGCUGACGGGUGCAAAUCUUGCAACUGCCCUUGACAGGACAGGUGGGCAUAAGAUCGAGGGAGGUAGCCUGUAUCUUGUUGGUGUUCCUAUUGCAUUGGUAGUGGCUAAAAACAUAAUUUGCCCAUAUGUGACUUUAGCUGCGUCCGAGCUCAUUUUGCCCGGGGGUGAGAACAACAAGUGGCACAACUUUGCCUUCCUAUACGGUUCGAUUCCUACUUCUUCAGCACCGAUGCUCGUGGCCAUGCGGGUUGGCCAUCAUAUUGAAGUAGUGGCGGCCGCCGUUUCCAUCGGCAUCAUGGUCGCAAUUCCGAUGUUGAUUGCAUGUGCUGUGCUUUUGGGCAGUGAUACAGUCGACGCUGCACGCGUGGAGACUGAGCUUUACAACAGCCAAGUGGCUGCGCUCGUCGUCUCGCUGUUAACGACAGCAGGUGCGCUGCUGCUGUUCCGGCUUCAUGACAAGACAUCUCCCUGGUGGGCAUUCCCUCACGUCAUCCUUGUGUGGUACGGUGGCGCGUGCUUCCUGCAUGCCGCAUGCAACCUGGCCACUUCAAUUGCUCUACCGGUGUGCGACUUGCUCAGUGCCCGGAUCAUGGCCUAUUGCGAGGUUCAGAGCUACAUUUUGAUAGCUUUGAUGGCACUUUUCAGUGUUUUGGACUUUCGGUCAAGCAGCCUUGCCAAGUACAUGUUGUGGAUCGCCAUCCUUGCACCAGUGCCAUGCUGUGUCUGGGUGCCCACUCCAAAAGUCAACAGAAGCUGUAUUCUUGGUGUGGGGGAAGCCAGUGGCUUCAAUUUGUCUGUCAGUGUUGUGGGCUUCGUGGUCAUUUCGGUGCUGAUCAUUGCGGGGAUUCUUCUGCAAAGGGGAAGGUCUUCAACUAUAGACACGCGCCUGACCGAACUCAAUCCUGCCCUCCAAGACCCGCUGUCCCCGGAGUCCCCGUUGGACUCGCCCCUGAACGCCAAUACCUUGGUGGAGUUUGAACCAGACUCACCCAUCCGCUAUGACCACCGCAGCCCAACGUCCAGACGGGGAACUAUCGACCAGACUUUGCAGGACAUGAACGUGACGGGUUCCUUUGUGCAACAGAUGUCGACUAUGAGUGCUGGGAGACAGCCAACCCUGGAAGAGUCGAUGCAUGGCACCUUUGCCAGAAGUGACAUGGCUGGAUCCUUCGUGGACAGCAACAGCAACCUCAAGUUUGCAGUUCUCGUAAUCGCUGCCAAAGCUCUUGUGGUCUUGGCCAUCUCAACACUCGUGCGAUCUGUUCUGCUUAUCCAGAGGCAGCUGCACCAGGACCUUGAAUCCUCUUUGGUGCUUGGGCUCCUUGUGGAGCUCUUGUUCGAACACUCCGAGGGGUUGUUCCUGCUUCUGGUCGUCCUGAGCUUCUUUGAUACGUCCUGUUCCAAGAUGGCACGCAAACUGCGGCAUCGACGUCAAAUCAUCCUGGCUAGGCUUCCCAUCCGGAGUCGGCAAACAUCCGAAGUCGCUCCAAGAUAG
Molecule: messenger RNA, 2028 nt
Organism: Symbiodinium natans
Lineage: Eukaryota; Dinophyceae; Suessiales; Symbiodiniaceae
Source: the annotation of a GenBank genome assembly